UAAUAGAAAUUAGGUUGCAUGAAUUAACCUACCAAUGUAGUGUACGCUCGUCGUCUCUCCUGUUACUCGUGAUUUUAAUUUCAUAAUGCUGUGCCAUUUAAGUUUUUUUUAAAAAGAGCCUAUAAUACGUUCUUCGCCAACUUAACGAUCUGGAACACUUGGCACCAUUUUAUUGUCGCGAUCCUCAAAUGAUCCCUGGAGCUUUUGUAACAAAGUGGGCGUGGUAUAUCCAGGACAAGUUGGGGCAAAACACUGUGCCGGAAGAGACUCGUCUAAUACACAGGACGAUGAGAACAUACAGUGCUCGGAUGUACUGCUGAAGGGCGGAAUAACAUGCUCGUAAACCAACACGAUAGUGAACUAUAACUGACAUAAUUGUUAGCACAGGAUUUAACAAUGAAUACAUCGGCAACUGAACCACCGAACGGCUGGGACGAUAUUGGAGGCGCAGAAUUGGUAAACAUGCGAUCGGAGCACCUCGGCUCAGCGAGCCCUCAGCGUCUUCCGGAUUCUGGAUCCAACGUCACGGAGAAGCUCUCCACCCCCGGGAAACGUGCGCGUGUGAGGCUGGCUGCGGUGUGGGGGACGAAACAGAAUCAUGCCAGUUACCCUCGGAAGCGGAGUAAACCGGGUCUGGGCCAUAACCCGAUGGAGAGGUUCAGGCGCAAUCACCUGGCUGUCACGCAAGUGUGCCGCCAGACCUGGUGCGAGCUGCAGGUGGCCUACGAGUAUGAGAUCCCCCACGUGCUGACGUCACCAGAGACGCGAGCUAAGAUGGAGGCUGGGGUCGAUAUUCACCUGAACAGAGAGCUGGAGCUGCAGGAGGUGGUGUCCGUUCCGGUGCGGUCCAGGGAGGACCAACAGGCCGUCUCCUUCCUCAACCUCCUGAGCAUGAUCCCCGACCUGCAGGCAGGGCUUCUGGUGCGAGAGCUGCCCGUUUUCGGCCUGCUGGAGGGCGUGUUCCUGACGGGCGUGGUCGACGAGCUGCGCUACGACGAGAAAGGGGAGCUGGUGCUCACAGACCUGAAAACGCGCGCCGCCAACUCCCUUCCUGACCCUGCACAGGCCAAAGGUUCCAGCUUACAGGUGCGUCUGUACAAGCUCCUGUUUGAUUCGCUGGUCCGGGGGGACCUGAAGCGAGACCACGUGAUCACUCACCUCAGACUGCUUCCGGAGAGGGCCCUGGGGAAAGGGGUGCUGGAGCAGGCCGAGAGGCUGGAUCUCCAGGUGUCCACGUUCGGGGACCUGCUGGACCUGCUCCUGCUGAACCUCAGCUACUGCGAGCUGCCCCCCGUCGACCGGCUGAGGCUGGAGUACUGCCACCAGGGGUCGGGCGCGGCCAUCGGCACCCAGGACGUCCCAUUCGCCGAGCCCCAGACGAGGGAGGAGCUUCGGCAUUACCUGUCGUACUGGACCGGGCGUCGGGAGCCCAGGGGCGUGGACAUCGAGGAGGCGUGGAAGUGCUGCGCCUGCCAGUACAAGCAGCACUGCGAGUGGAAGCUGGGGGAGGCGGAGUACCUGGAGGCCACGGCCCCCAAGAAGACUGCAACUGACCACACCCCCCAGCAAGACGCAGGCCACGCCCAGCCGGGCGCGCUGACCACACCCACCAACGAGACGCAGGCCACGCCCAGCCGGAAGCACUGACCACAUCCCCCAGCAAGACACAGGACUCACACUCAACCACAACAAACACUCAGUGAGCACUACAUAGUGAGCACUAAACACCGUGCUAAACACACUUUGAGCACUACGUAGUGCUAAACACACAGUGAGCACUAUGUAGUGCUAAACACGCAGUGAGCACUAUGUAGUGCUAAACACGCAGUGAGCACUAUGUAGUGCUAAACAUGCAGUGAGCACUAUGUAGUGCUAAACACGCAGUGAGCACUAUGUAGUGCUAAACAUGCAGUGAGCACUAUGUAGUGCUAAACACGCAGUGAGCACUAUGUAGUGCUAAACACACUGUGAGCACUAUGUACAGCCACUUGUUGUGGUUUGAAUGCCUUUGUGUAACUCAUUUCCUGUUAUUCAGUUUGGAAGGGUAAACCGCCAUGACAAAAACGGUAAAAACCUGCACUAUAGAGCACUUUAACUCUAUUAGGCCUGUUUGGCAAUUUACACUUUUAAUCAGGGAAACAAGCGGAGGUCGCUACUCUUAGCCAAACGCCAACUUCCUUUAGCUUAACAAAGCGCACAAUUUCCUGUCAGUUAUUUUAUUGACAUGGUUUUGUUAAAUCUGUGUGUUUGACCACUGAACUUAAAUACUGUAAAUACUGUGUGUUCGUAUAAUUGUGUAGAUGUGUAUUGUAGUACUGGUGUCACUAUGAACUAUGUGUGAGAGGAGAAAGAGACAGAGAGAGAGAGAGAGAGAGCUGAUUGGAUGAAGCACAGAUCAUUGCUGAAUAUAAAAGUUGAGGACUACAGUAGUCACAAUAUUUUUUAUAAUCUAUUAAUCCACAUUUUAUAUUUUUUAUAAUCCAUUUGAAGUUUCGGUAUUUGUGUUGUGGUGUGCAAUGUUUACUGGAUAUGGAGGUCAUGCCUGCCUAUUAGAAGACAAUGCUGUGUGUUGCCUAUAGAGGAAUUAUACAAUUACACAAUGCUGUGUGUUGCUUAGACACAGUUUAUACGGCAGCAGUGUAGUAUAAUGGGUAUGGAGCUCGUCUUGUAACCUAAAGGUAGGACACUGCCGUCGUACCAUUAAGAAAGGUGCUUAACCUGCAGUGUAUCAGUAUAGAUCCAGCUGUGUAAAUGGAUGCAAUGUAAAUGCUGUGUAAAAGUUGUGUAAGUCGCUCUGGACAAGAGCGUCUGCUAAAUGCCUGUAAUAUGGUGUAACAUACGUCACAUUUAGCUAAUUUAGGAAAUUGGCUAAAGGGUAUCAUUGAAAUACUCAAUUUCUCUGUCCCGAGCGCCAUCAAAUUAUGCUCGGAGUGAAAAGAAUUGUGCUUCACGUGCAUUAAUGAAAUCGUGUCCACUCAUGAAAUUUGUGGGUUGUUUAGAUGAUUGAUGGUAUCACAGUGCAGACAGAGUAACUGUCUAGUAACUGGAUUUGGGGCAGUAAGCCCACCUACCCCUUUCAGGGAACAGCCUGUGUAAUAUUUUAAGUUAGAUAGGAAGUGGCGAAGCAAAACUAAAAUUACACCCUCGAGGAAAGUGUGCCAGGGUGUUUAAUGACCAGGAGAGCACUGAUAAUUGUUAAUUGAUAAUGAUGAUCAUUGACAUGAACCAACAAAAAAAAAAAAUAAAUAACUUGUCUAAA
Messenger RNA from Anguilla anguilla (European eel), 3259 nucleotides. RefSeq names its product exonuclease 5 (gene exo5). Gene Ontology annotation, molecular function: single-stranded DNA 5'-3' DNA exonuclease activity. Gene Ontology annotation, biological process: interstrand cross-link repair. The record is from RefSeq and is a predicted model, not a curated record. The coding region runs from base 397 to 1647 and encodes 416 amino acids. Gene Ontology annotation, cellular component: nucleus. The transcript has 6 exons. NCBI's taxonomy places the organism in Eukaryota, Metazoa, Chordata, Actinopteri, Anguilliformes, Anguillidae.